AUGGGUCCCAAAAAGAACCAAGGCCUGAGCGAGUACGAACGAGCCCGACAGGAGAAGAUCGCCAAGAACCAAGCACUACUGCAACAACUACAACUCGAUGCGCAACACACGGGUCUGGGACCGAAAUCGAAGCCGAAAGGUUCUUCUACUGCAGGUCUAAAGCGCAAGAGACCGGUUGAGAAGAUCAAAAAAGAGGAGAACAAUGGCCCGCGACGCACGUCUGCACGUCUUCAGGGCAUCAUCGCCGACUCAGAGGUAGCGCAGCAGAAGUCAGAGGCGGACGCGGAAGCAUUCAAACAGGAACAACAAAUCAAGAGACAGCGUGUUAGCGAAGACAUUGAUCUGCACAACGCGAUAGUCAAUGGCAGCAACUGGAACAGAGCAGGGAACUGGUUGAGCACCGUUGGACCAGCAAAUCCGGGCGAAAGGACGUUCACUGGGCAAGAUGUCAAGGAUACGACGGAUAAAGAACUGAAAGAGCUUAGACAGCGGAUGAGCAGCCUGCAAUUGUGGGAAGGAGCGGAGCCCAAUCGUAUCAAGAUCACACCGGAGAGGAUAUACGCGCUCGGCUUUCAUCCUACGGAAGAGAAGGCGUUGGUGUUUGCAGGAGACAAGCUGGGAAGUCUAGGCCUAUUCGACGCGUCUCAGACUAGCCCGACGCAGAUCAAGCAAGAGGCGGAGGAUGCAGACGAAGAUGGAGACGUGGAUGAGGAGGUCGAGCCGGCAAUUACCACAUUCAAGAUUCACACCAGAACGAUCAGCGCGUUUCAAUUCUCGCCGCAUGAUCAGAAUGCCCUUUAUUCUGCUUCAUACGAUUCCUCGAUACGCAAGCUGGACUUGCAGAAGGGCACGGCGGUGGAAGUGUACGCACCGACGGACAAGAGUGCCGAUGAGCCUCUGUCCGGCGUACAGAUCAGCCACGCGGACCCAAACAUGCUACAUUUCACCACACUGAACGGCGAAUUCGGCAUGAAAGAUAUGCGGACCCCUUCAGACCAAGGGCGAGAGAUGAUGCAAUUGUCGGAGAAGAAAAUUGGAGGCUUCUCUCUCCACCCAGCACACCCCCACAUCCUGGCAACAGCUUCUCUGGACCGCAUGCUCAAGAUAUGGGACCUUCGUAAGAUUAAUGGAAAGAAAGAUUGGCGUCUUCCUGGGCUUGUUGGCGAGCACUUGUCCAAAUUGUCCGUCUCGCACGCGGCGUUCAACUCGGCCGGUCAGGUCGCUACAGCUUCUUACGACGACACAGUGAAGAUCUACGAUUUCCUGGACGCGGGGGAUUGGAAGGUUGGCAAGGCGCUGGAUGACGAGGAAAUGAAGCCUGCGACCAUCGUGCCUCACAAUAACCAGACGGGUCGAUGGGUCACUAUUUUGCGAGCACAGUGGCAACUGCAGCCUCGGGAUGGAAUUCAGCGUUUCGUUAUCGGCAACAUGAAUCGAUUCGUGGACAUUUACACUGGCAAGGGCCAGCAAUUGGCACAGCUGGGAGGGGAGGCGAUCACAGCGGUGCCGGCUGUCGCUCAGUUCCAUCCUACCAUGGAUUGGGUGGGUGCCGGGACGGCGAGUGGGAAGUUAUGUCUGUGGCAAUGA
Messenger RNA from Lecanosticta acicola, 1587 nucleotides. Lineage: Eukaryota; Fungi; Ascomycota; Dothideomycetes; Mycosphaerellales; Mycosphaerellaceae. The record is from the annotation of a GenBank genome assembly.